Molecule: messenger RNA, 1029 nt
Organism: Cyclospora cayetanensis
Lineage: Eukaryota; Apicomplexa; Conoidasida; Eucoccidiorida; Eimeriidae
Exons: 2
Coding region: 1-1029 (342 amino acids)
Biological process (GO): regulation of DNA-templated transcription
Molecular function (GO): DNA-binding transcription factor activity
Source: RefSeq, a predicted model, not a curated record
AUGGCCGCGGCAGGACCGGCUGCAGCUUUUGCGCCGAAUAAGCACCUCGCCGGAAGGCCCUCUUCAGGCCUGCCGUCAGACACCCCUAUGGCAGGAGCGCAAAGUCCAGCAUCUGCAGCAACAUGCGCCUCAGUGCAUUUGCGGCAACUUCAACCGAAUGGCUCUGCCCCGCGUCCCUUCAUACCAAGGAGCCUGAUAGUAUCAGCACCGACAGCCACCGCAGCAAACGAAUCCGCGGCAGACACGACGACAGCCUCAAUGGGGUCAUGGCGUCUAGCUUACGCCCUGAAGCAGCAGCGCGACUUUGGAGUCAAGCGAGUAGUACAGAAACGACGCCACCAGAUGCGCAUUGUGCACCCUAAGCAGGAGCCCUUCUUGCCUCCUCCGGCGUCCGCUUCGGGAGAUCCCCCUAAGCCUCCCCAGCCGCUCCCACUCUCUCUUGUGAAUUCAGGGCCAGUCAGACGCUUGUUGUACAGCGGGUCCGCUGCUGCUGCUGCUGCUGCUGCGGCCGUGGACUGGAGACAAUACUUAUCUCCUUGUCGAGGGGUGCGCUGGCAUCCCUGCGGGGCGUGGCGAGUGCAGUUUGACCGUCGAAACCCACAAAAAAACUUUUUCGUGAGAGCCGACCUGUACUUCCGCGUUGGCCUGUAUGGCUUUAGCGGAGCCAAGCACAGGGCCGUCCGCUACAGGAAGCGGCUCGAGAUGGAGUGGGAAGAGCUGCAGGAGACUUGGAAGGCCCUCGACGAGCAGCACAAACUUCAAGAACAGCAGCGAAUGGCUAAGCGUAAGACUCAUGAAUGUGGUGCCGCAUUCUUGGGACGGGUGGCUCCGCUAUCGCCGUUUCUGCGCGGCUUCAGCUACGAAAUAAACCCUUCAAGAAACAAAAGUUUUGAUGGGAGACUCUUCAGGCCUGUCCAGGCAAGCGGUAGUGAGCAGUGUUUAGGGGUAAUGACUUGCCUUCACGGUGAGGGUGUGGCUGCUGCUUGGGGGAGGGGUCAUAAAAAACAUGGGGUUAGAUACAGCAGCUGA